AUGGUUCACCCUAAGAGUCUACAUUAUUUGCGGAAACCACGAAUUACCUCGAUAAGCCCGUCGGAUGAAGGCAGGAGCUGGACACCUACCGUCCGCCAGCAGUCACCCCCCCUGCUGGAUAGAUCAACCCUACAACUUCCCAAAGGUCUGACUGUGUUGCAGACUGUAUUUAUCGAUGGGCCACAGUUGGGUGUCUUCUGCACAGAAACCAUUCUUAAGGGUAUUCGGUUUGGUCCUUUCCAAGGCAAAGUGGUCAACACUAGCGAGAUUAAAACUUAUGAUGACAAUUCUUUGAUGUGGGAGAUUUUUGAAGAUGGUCAAUUGAGUCAUUUCAUUGACGGCAGAGGUUCUUCUGGAAACUGGAUGUCAUUCGUGAACUGUGCCCGCUUCCCAGAGGAGCAAAACCUGACAGCCCUUCAGUGCCAAGGCCAGAUCUAUUAUGAGAGUUGCAAAGAAAUUACACCUGGCCAAGAACUUCUGGUCUGGUAUGGUGAUUGUUACUCACAGUUUCUUGGCAUCCCUAUCAGCCUCAAAGGAACAGCAGAAGAAAAGCGAACCCCAAAACAUACUGAAGAAUCUGUGGAGGGUUAUGAAUGCGGGCGGUGUGAAAAAGUCUUUGCCUACAGAUACUACCGGGACAAACAUCUGAAAUACACACGGUGUGUUGACCAAGGGAACAGAAAAUUCCCAUGCCAUCUUUGCAACCGAUCUUUUGAAAAGCGGGACCGUCUGAGGAUCCACAUUCUCCAUGUUCAUGAGAAGCACAGACCUCAUAAAUGCUCUGUGUGUGGUAAAAGUUUCUCUCAGUCCUCUAGUCUAAACAAGCACACGAGGGUGCAUUCUGGAGAACGACCAUAUAAGUGUGUAUACUGCAACAAGGCCUUCACUGCAUCCAGCAUCCUGCGUACUCACAUUCGCCAACAUUCAGGAGAGAAGCUCAAGUGUAAGCACUGCGGUAAAGUGUUUGCUUCACACGCUGCCCAUGACAGUCAUGUGAGACGCACACACAAUUCUAAAGACAAAGGCUCUAAAUGUACGCUGUGUGAUAAAAUAUUUCUAGAGGCAGAAGAAUUUCGCUUCCAUAUGAAAUUCCACAAAACCCUUUAG
This is a messenger RNA of Thamnophis elegans (Western terrestrial garter snake), 1107 nucleotides long. RefSeq names its product PR/SET domain 14 (gene PRDM14). Gene Ontology annotation, biological process: regulation of transcription by RNA polymerase II. NCBI's taxonomy places the organism in Eukaryota, Metazoa, Chordata, Lepidosauria, Squamata, Natricidae. The record is from RefSeq and is a predicted model, not a curated record. Gene Ontology annotation, cellular component: nucleus. Gene Ontology annotation, molecular function: protein binding; RNA polymerase II transcription regulatory region sequence-specific DNA binding.